Molecule: messenger RNA, 6529 nt
Organism: Notolabrus celidotus (New Zealand spotty)
Lineage: Eukaryota; Metazoa; Chordata; Actinopteri; Labriformes; Labridae
Gene: ephb2a
Product: eph receptor B2a
Exons: 17
Coding region: 371-3379 (1002 amino acids)
Biological process (GO): cell surface receptor protein tyrosine kinase signaling pathway; axon guidance; central nervous system projection neuron axonogenesis
Cellular component (GO): plasma membrane; neuron projection
Molecular function (GO): ATP binding; protein binding; transmembrane-ephrin receptor activity
Source: RefSeq, a predicted model, not a curated record
UCUCCUGUUGAUUUUUGUUCAUUUAAUCUUACUUUUUAGUCAGCUGUAGAGAUCCUCUUUUUUUGUUCUUGCCUGAAUGUGACAGUGUCAUAGAAGAGAAAAGAUUAGAUGUUGACAGCCAUGUGCACAGCAUAAACCUCUCGUCCGGUCAGUCGGUGGUUGCAGCGGGAUGCCGGUGUAGUCUCGUUUUCCGGUGUUUUUCCGCCCCCUUCCUCUUGGUUUCGCCCAAACUGGCCUGAGCAGCAGCUCCUCGGCUUUAUCCCCUCUGUGCUGCUGCUGCUGGUUGUGAUGAGGAGAAGGAUGAGGAGGAUGAUGCUCCGCAGCUCUGAAUGAAUGCACAGUCAAUGGCCUGCUGCUGGACGGCUGCGUGAUGAGCGCGAUGGCUUUUUAUUGCGCGAAGCCCGGAAUAACUGUGAUUAUGGAAAUCUUUUAUCUGCUGUGGAUGCUGCCGUCGGUGUGGGCUGUAGAAGAAGUACUGAUGGAUUCAACGACAGCAACCGCAGAACUGGGCUGGACCAUCCACCCGUCACAGGGGUGGGAGGAAGUCAGCGGCUAUGAUGAAAACAUGAACACAAUCCGAACGUACCAGGUGUGCAACGUCUUCGACAGCAGCCAGAACAACUGGGUGCGCACCAAAUACAUCCGUCGCCGUGGAGCUCAGCGCAUCCAUGUUCAGAUGAAGUUCUCAGUACGAGACUGCAGCUCCAUACCCAACGUCCCCGGCUCCUGCAAAGAGACCUUCAAUCUGUACUACUACGAGUCUGACUCAGACACGGCAACAAAAACCUCCCCGUCCUGGAUGGAGAACCCCUGGGUGAAAGUGGACACUAUAGCUGCUGAUGAGAGCUUCUCUCAGGUUGAUCUCGGCGGGCGGAUUAUGAAGAUCAACAGCGAAGUCCGCAGUUUUGGACCUGUUUCACGGAAUGGCUUCUAUCUGGCUUUCCAGGAUUAUGGUGCCUGUAUGUCGCUCAUUGCUGUUCGAGUCUUCUACAGGAAAUGUCCCAAAGUGAUCCAGAAUGGAGCCGUCUUUCCUGAGACUCUCUCUGGAGCAGAGAGCACCUCUCUGGUGGCUGCCAGAGGAGUUUGUGUUCCCAAUGGGGAGGAGGUGGAUGUUCCCAUUAAGCUGUACUGUAACGGGGAAGGGGAGUGGAUGGUUCCGAUUGGGCGCUGCAUGUGCAAAUCCGGGUACGAGGCCGUGGAGAACGGUACCAUCUGCAGAGGUUGUGCAUCAGGCUUCUUCAAGGCUGCACAGGGAGACCACACAUGCCUGCAGUGCCCCAUUAACAGCAGAACAACCAAUGAGGGAGCAACUAACUGUGUGUGCCGCAACGGAUAUUACCGCACUGACUCUGACCCUCUACAGAUGCCCUGCACAACCAUUCCAUCAGCUCCUCAAAACGUCAUCUCCAUCGUGAACGAGACCUCUCUGAGGCUGGAGUGGAGUCCCCCGCAGGAGGGUGGGGGUCGGGAUGAUGUUGUCUACAACAUCAUCUGUAAGAGCUGUGGGAGCGGGCGAGGGGGCUGCACCCGCUGUGGAGACAACGUGCAGUUCGUCCCCCGUCAGCUGGGACUGACCGACAACAGCGUCCACAUCAGUGACCUCCUAGCUCACACUCAGUACACCUUUGAAAUACAAGCAGUGAACGGAGUAUCUGAUCAGAGUCCGUACUCUCCACAGUACACGUCCGUCAACAUCACGACCAACCAGGCUGUUCCAUCAGCUGUAUCCAUCAUCCACCAAGUGAGCAGAACCCCCAGCAGCAUCACUCUGUCCUGGUCUCAGCCCGACCAGCCCAACGGAGUCAUCCUGGACUACGAGCUGCAGUAUUAUGAGAAGAACCAAGCAGAGUGGAACUCAUCCCUCACAAGGAGUCAAACCAACACUGCAGUCAUCCGAGGCCUGAAGCCCGGAACGAUCUACGUCUUCCAGGUUCGUGCUCGGACUGUCGCUGGAUUCGGACGCUUCAGUGGGAAAAUGUACUUCCAAACCAUGACCGAAGAGGAAUAUAACUCCAGUAUCCAGGAGAAGCUCCCGCUCAUUAUUGGUUCAGCUGCUGCAGGAGUCGUCUUCAUCAUUGCUAUCACUGUCUUCAUCAUCGUUUGUCGCAGCAGCAGAAGGAGCUCAGACAGGACAGAGUCAGAGUACACGGACAAACUGCAGCAGCACUACACCAGUGGUCACAUGUCCCCAGGGAUGAAGAUCUACAUCGACCCCUUCACGUAUGAAGACCCAAAUGAAGCGGUCCGAGAGUUUGCAAAGGAGAUCGACAUCUCUUGUGUCAAGAUCGAACAAGUCAUCGGCGCAGGAGAGUUUGGAGAGGUGUGCAGUGGAAACCUGCGGCAGCCCGGGAAGAGAGAGAUCCUGGUGGCCAUCAAGACUCUGAAAGCGGGCUACACUGAACGCCAGAGGCGGGACUUCCUGAGUGAGGCAUCCAUCAUGGGUCAGUUCGACCACCCCAACAUUAUCCACCUGGAGGGCGUGGUGACGAAGAGCAGCCCUGUAAUGAUCAUCACCGAGUUCAUGGAGAACGGAUCGCUGGACUCCUUCCUCAGGCAAAAUGACGGGCAGUUCACCGUGAUCCAGCUGGUAGGGAUGCUGCGUGGCAUAGCAGCAGGUAUAAAGUACCUUUGUGACAUGAACUAUGUGCAUCGGGACCUGGCAGCCAGGAACAUCCUGGUCAACAGCAACCUGGUGUGCAAAGUGUCAGACUUCGGUCUGUCACGCUUCCUGGAGGAGGACACUUCAGACCCCACAUACACCAGCGCUCUGGGAGGGAAGAUCCCCAUCCGGUGGACGGCUCCAGAGGCCAUCCAGUACAGGAAGUUCACCUCCUCCAGUGACUGCUGGAGCUACGGGAUCGUCAUGUGGGAGGUGAUGUCGUACGGAGAGCGGCCAUAUUGGGACAUGAGCAACCAAGAUGUUAUAAAUGCCAUAGAGCAGGACUACAGGUUGCCGCCCCCAAUGGAUUGUCCCAGCGCACUGCAUCAGCUGAUGUUGGACUGCUGGCAGAAAGACCGCAACAACCGGCCGAAAUUCAGCCAGAUCGUCAGCACCCUGGACAAGAUGAUCCGCAACCCCAACACCCUCAAGGCCAUGACACCGCUGUCCUCGAGUGUCCACUUACCUUUGCUGGAUCGCAGCACCCCAGACUUCUCUUCGUUCACCACGGUGGACGAGUGGCUGGAGGCCAUCAAGAUGGGGCAGUACAAGGAGAACUUUGCCAACGAAGGCUUCACCAGCUUUGACGUGGUGUCUCAAAUGACCAUGGAAGACAUCCUCAGAGUGGGCGUGACACUGGCCGGCCACCAGAAGAAGAUCCUCAACAGCAUCCAGUCGAUGAGGGCCCAAAUGAACCAGAUCACUUCAGUGGAGGUGUGACACCAGGGGCACACACCAGCUCUGUUUACUGUCGGGAGAACAAGGAGCCAUUAUCCCUGCCUCCUCUUCCUUGAGCGUCUGAAGAGGGCCAAAGACCUUCGCACAGACUCAGACUUCAGACCUCAGCUGUUCCGUCCCUCCCUGAAAACUCUCUCCAGGUUCCAUCAGUCUGCAGCACAGCACAGGUGUUUGGUUGAUCUCUUAAAGCUGCUGUUUGUCCAGGUAACAGUCGUGAACCCAGGCCUCAAACUGCUGGGUUGUGCAUCUUUAGCCAAACACAUUUUGUUUUAAAUUAUGACACCAUAAUUAGUUUUACGACCAUCUAGCUUAAACAUUACGUGAUUGAGACGCUUUCUACAUUGUUUUCUGUAAAUGCAAGCUUCAUCAUUAGCUUAAAGCUUGCAGUAACCAUUGUUAUUCUCAUUGCUUUCUGAAGCCAGCUCUUGCUGCUGGAACGACAUGUGGGUGUCAGUCUUCUAAAAAUUUGACCGGGAGGCAACAGGGCACCGAGCUGGGGCUUUGGUUGUUUAUACCAGAAAGAGAAGAUGUACUUUAUUGACAGCCAAAUGGAGUCACGCAACAUACAGAUUCAACUUAACACAAGAUAUAUCACAGAAAAAGUCUGAUUGUAUACCGAUGACAAUACAACACGAAACAUCAGAUUCAAAACAAUACUAUACAACUCAACUUAUUACGGCACAACAUGAAAAGACAUGAUAUGUAAUGAAACGAUAACACGAUUUGACAUGGCGCGACAUGUAACAACAUGAAACUCAACUUGACUUGGUAUGGUAAGACACGAAAAGGAUACGAGACGAAACAUAAUGGUACCGUACGAUAUGAAAUGACAGCGCAACAUGGCAUGACAUGACAAAAUAUGAGAAGACACUAAAACUAAACAAAACAAUAGGAUACAACUUGACUUGGCACAGCACAAAAGGAUAAGACACAACACAGUACGGUACAAUACGAUGCUACACGAAACAAUACAAUACGUCACACUUCAUUUUCCCAUGUAGGACAUUUUUCUUACACUCAGGUAGGUACUGCUCUAUUUCAGUUCCCUGCACAGUCAUAUUAAUAAAUGAAUACAAUAAAUACAAACAACCAUCCUACUGUCAACAGAGAAUAACGCAUCAAUAUACAACACCACAAAGGCAACAGGAAACAGCAGCCUGAAACCUGGCUGCAGUAGUGUGUGCUCUCUCCUCCGGGUUGCAAACUGAGGCGGUUCUGCAGGUGGACACAACAGUAAGAGCCAACAUUUACGAGCACCUGAUUUGUCUUUGGUUUAUAGAAAGUUAAAGAUCAUGCACUCUUCCAAGAAAAGCAAAGUGUACACUGCUGAGGUUACAGCACAUUGAUUCUCCAGCUGAGCUUAGUUUGACUCCGGUUAACUUUCAUAACUGUGCCUGAGACGCUGGUUUCGUUGGGUUUUGCUCACUGUGAUUAUUGACCACUAGACCGGAAUGACACGUAGAGAUUUGCCCUUUAAAAGGGCCUUUUUUUAAAGGUCACCACGUUCUUCAAUGCCUGUGCUGUCAGAAGCUGCAGAUGCUGAUUUGAUGGUGAAUGGACAUCUGGGACAAAUCAAAGAUCCAAGUUGCUCCUAUCCUUUCAAAAUGGCCUCCUUAAUGAACCCUGGGCGAGCUGGUCAUCGGAAAGGUAUUUUUUACAUACACGUCUUCUUGCCAACAAAAUGACAUUUGAACCCUCUACACACUCCAGCCACCUGAAAUGGACCGUAUGUAAAUGUUGAUUGGACCAUAUACUGUAUGUCUCACUGUGACCUCACCGUCCUUUUUACUGUGAAGCUGUGUAGAGUUACUGUAAAGUUCAGGUUAGGAAACAAUACAUUACAGUCAAAGCUGUCUCAGUGCUGCUACUUUACAAGAUGUUUUACAUGCAGAGGACUCAGUGUAAGCGUUUAAACACAGUCAACAUGUUGUACAUAUCAGUAUACUCUGCUUUGUUUUGGCUUUCAAACCAACAACAGCUGUUUCAUACAGUCUGUUAACCACUCACUGAUAACGUGCAAUCUGUUUUAGUUCAGUUAUCUGUGUUGAUUUAUUAAGACAUUAUUGAACAGUGCCCAGUGUUGUCUCAAAAUCCCUCUCAGCUACCUGUCUGAUAAAAGCUCAGCAAUUGUUGUGCAGAAGCAUUCACUGAAUCACACUGGAUGUGCACUUCACCCUUUGACUCUAUAAUGAUGGACAACAUGUCUCCACAUCCUCCCGUUUGGUGAAUGUUGCACGUCAACGUUGACAUCCUCCGCAGAAAGUUGAGUCUAAAUUUCAGGGGGUUAUUUGUGCACUUUUCAGCCACGCAGAAGUGUUUUCCUUUUGUAUGAAAGUUUCUCGUGAGUUGCACUCUGCAACAUUUUGCCAACCUAGCUACCAGCACAAGCAGGAUUCUAAAUGUUUGUAAAGUUACUCCCAAAAUAAGUAGAUUGUUAAUAAACAUAGUCAGUAUUUCUUCACUCUGACUGUAUUAAAGGCCAAAUAAUGUAUGUGAAAUCUAAUCAUGGAGAGGAAAUAUUUGCAGUAUUUGUACCGCUGAAAUGCAGAAAGUUUGAGAGCUCUUGACAAAGUGUGGUGCGGUGCUAAAAAUGCAUGAUCAAUGAAUGCAUCUUAAUUUCUGAACAGAGACAGAGCCCAUGGAUCCAGCCGGUGUUAAAGCUCGAGCUUCUGUUUGAAGAAGUUGUUAAAAAGGGCAACAAGUCCUCCUCACAGAUUAGCCUCGGUGUUGUUUGUUAGCCUCUUAAACCAUUUCAAACCAGUCUUACAUCCAUGCCACUGUCUGCAGCGGUGCAAGAGUUUGAUUCGAUUAAGUCAGCUGAAAAUGUGUUGUUAUGCAUGGUCUUUUGCAUCUUAACAGUGUUUUUCUACUUCUACAUUUGGUUUUGGCAAGCAGGAUCACCAUAUGUUUAAAAGUGAUGUAUUAGAGCUGUAAACAUGGCUGCAUCAUGCUUUAACACAUGCAAUUCAUCUUAUAAGAGCUGUCUUCACAUGCAUCAACCCUUAAAAGAAUCCAGCCUGGAGUAUUCCAGGCGCCUUCAGACAUCACUAAGUCAGAAUUUUAAAGGGAACUUUACAGAAAUGCUGUCGCUUUAUAAAAAUGUGAAUUUUGAUAAAAGUUUUAUAAACUUUA